AUGGUCGCCCCGCAUAACUCAGGCAUCGCGACAAGGUCGUUCGUGAGGAUCUCGGGCAGCGGCCCUUGCAGCGCCGCCGGCACCGUCUAUAUGGAUUUCUCCCGCGUGUGCGGCGCGGCCGCCAUAGUGGCCGCUCGGCACCGGCCGCCGCAGGCCGUGAUGCAGGCACAGCACAGGCGCCUCAGCAACAGCAUGGACGCGGCCUUCCUCAGGAAGAUGGCGGCGAUCGAGGACUCGUUUGCCGAGAGCGCGAGAGUGGAGAUCGGCGGCUCGGAGGCCCGGCGGGCGAGGAGAGAGGUGUCCGACCUCCGCGCAGGAGCCCGAGCCGGAGGUGGUGCUUCAGCUCGACCUGCUGCAGGGGAGGGGAGGGGCGUCCCUGCCAGAAAGCGGACGUCCGCGCUGCCUGCGAGAGACCGAAGCCCUGACGGCGGCCAGCGCAAGCGCCUUCGCUCUCAUCCCAGUGAGGAAAAUGGGAAGGCGAUUGCUCCGCCUCAGGCCAAGGCGCCCAAGACGAUAUACAUCGUCGUGGGCGGCGCCGGGGCUGUUUCCCCGACGCCGAGCGAGGAGCCUGUGGGAAUGAAGGGCGACGACGCGCGGCUGAGGAUGGUCGCAGCGGGGCAACCCUUCUUGCUCAGCGCCGAAUCCCUGAGGCGGCUGAUGGACCAAACGAACCGACUCCUGCAGGAGAACCAGGCUCCUGUCGCAGAGGGUGCGGGCCUAUCAGCUUAA
Messenger RNA from Penaeus monodon (black tiger shrimp), 729 nucleotides. RefSeq lists its product as uncharacterized. The coding region runs from base 1 to 729 and encodes 242 amino acids. NCBI's taxonomy places the organism in Eukaryota, Metazoa, Arthropoda, Malacostraca, Decapoda, Penaeidae. The transcript has a single exon. The record is from RefSeq and is a predicted model, not a curated record.